Messenger RNA from Impatiens glandulifera, 390 nucleotides. Its product is annotated as monothiol glutaredoxin-S2-like. The transcript has a single exon. Lineage: Eukaryota; Viridiplantae; Streptophyta; Magnoliopsida; Ericales; Balsaminaceae. The record is from RefSeq and is a predicted model, not a curated record. Bases 16 to 324 code for a protein of 102 amino acids.
GACUAAGAAGUAACAAUGGAAAGAGUGACAAAGAUGGUUGCUGAGAGACCGGUGGUGAUAUUCAGCAAGAGCACAUGCUGCAUGUGCUACUCAGUCAAGACCCUCUUCUCCGAAUUUGGGGUCAAUCCGGCCAUCCAUGAACUAGACGAGAUCCCAAGGGGGCGUGAGAUCGAGCAGGCCCUGACCCGUCUCGGUUGCAACCCUUCCUUCCCGGCCGUUUUCAUUGGCGGCGAACUUGUAGGCGGCGCCAAUGAAGUCAUGACACUUCACCUUAAGCGUUCCUUAAUCCCCAUGCUCAAACGCGCCGGCGCCCUAUGGCUCUGACUACUUAUUAAUAUUGUCACGUGACCGACAACAACAUAGAUAGAUAGAUAGACUGCCUAGGUUUUC